UUGGGGGAGAGCCCAGGGCUCUAGUAGCUCCGGAGGAGACGCGAGUCGCGCGGGGUUGAAUUAUUUGGGGUUGGGGGCCCAGUGGGGGAUGGAGCACCCCGAGGACAUGGCGUCGCUGGGCGAGUUCGACUCCUUGGCAGGCAGCAUCCCGGCCACCAAGGUGGAGAUCACCGUGUCCUGCAGGAACCUCUUGGACAAAGACAUGUUUUCCAAGUCUGACCCACUGUGCGUCAUGUAUACUCAAGGAAUGGAGAACAAGCAGUGGCGGGAGUUUGGACGAACCGAAGUCAUCGACAACACGCUGAAUCCUGACUUUGUGCGCAAGUUCAUUGUGGAUUAUUUCUUUGAGGAGAAGCAGAACCUCCGAUUCGACCUAUACGACGUUGACUCGAAGAGCCCUGACUUAUCCAAACAUGAUUUCCUGGGCCAGGCCUUCUGCACCCUUGGAGAGAUUGUGGGGUCCCCUGGGAGCCGUCUGGAGAAGUCCCUCACGAUAGGAGCAUUCAGCCUGAAUUCCAGGACAGGCAAACCCAUGCCAGCCGUGUCCAACGGUGGUGUCCCAGGGAAGAAAUGUGGCACCAUCAUCCUGUCUGCGGAGGAGCUCAGCAACUGUAGGGACGUCGCUACAAUGCAGUUCUGUGCCAACAAGCUGGACAAGAAAGAUUUCUUUGGGAAAUCGGACCCUUUCUUGGUGUUUUACAGAAGCAACGAGGAUGGAACGUUCACCAUUUGCCACAAGACGGAGGUCAUGAAGAACACCCUAAACCCAGUCUGGCAAACUUUCUCCAUUCCUGUGAGAGCCCUCUGCAAUGGGGACUAUGACCGGACCAUCAAGGUGGAGGUGUACGACUGGGAUCGAGAUGGCAGCCAUGACUUCAUUGGGGAAUUCACCACCAGCUACCGGGAGCUGGCCCGCGGGCAGAGCCAAUUCAACAUCUACGAGGUGGUAAACCCAAAAAAGAAAAUGAAGAAAAAGAAAUACGUGAAUUCUGGCACAGUCACACUGCUUUCCUUCGCUGUGGAGUCAGAGUGCACAUUCCUCGACUACAUCAAAGGAGGGACUCAGAUCAACUUCACGGUGGCCAUUGAUUUCACCGCCUCCAAUGGGAACCCGUCGCAGUCCACGUCCCUGCACUACAUGAGCCCCUACCAGCUGAACGCCUACGCGCUGGCACUGACCGCUGUUGGGGAGAUCAUCCAGCACUACGACAGCGACAAGAUGUUCCCUGCCCUUGGCUUCGGGGCCAAGCUGCCCCCUGACGGCCGGGUGUCCCACGAGUUCCCGCUGAACGGCAACCAAGAGAACCCCUCCUGCUGUGGCAUCGACGGCAUCCUGGAGGCCUACCACCGCAGCCUGCGCACUGUGCAACUCUACGGUCCCACCAACUUUGCCCCUGUGGUCACCCACGUGGCCAGGAAUGCGGCGGCUGUGCAGGAUGGCUCCCAGUACUCAGUGCUCCUCAUCAUCACAGACGGAGUCAUCUCAGACAUGGCACAGACCAAGGAGGCCAUUGUCAACGCUGCCAAACUCCCCAUGUCCAUCAUCAUCAUCGGCGUGGGCCAGGCAGAGUUUGACGCCAUGGUGGAGCUGGAUGGUGAUGACGUGCGGAUCUCCUCUCGAGGGAAGCUGGCCGAGCGGGACAUCGUGCAGUUUGUGCCCUUCCGGGACUAUGUGGACCGCACAGGCAACCACGUGCUGAGCAUGGCGCGUCUGGCCCGCGACGUGCUGGCCGAGAUCCCCGACCAGCUGGUGUCCUACAUGAAGGCACAGGGCAUCCGCCCACAUCCCCCGCCUGGGCCCCCAGCCCACUCACCCCCACAGUCUCCAGCCCGCACGCCCCCUGCUUCCCCCCUGCACACACACAUCUGAGCCUGCCCCAUGGCAGGCAGGUGGCUGGGACCUGGGGAGAGCCAGUCAGACGGUGGGCAGGGUCCCCCGACCAGAUCUCCUGCCCUGCCCAGUCUAGCCCCUGGGACAUCUGUGUGCCUGGAGGAAGGCUGGGGGUGGGGCCUCCGGAAACUCUUUCCCAAUUACCUGGCCUCACUCUGGCCCUGACCCAGGGAAUUGGGGAAUACAGGGGUGGAAGUACACAUGAGGCACACUGUCCCUGCUCAGCCCUUCUUCCCCUGACUCCUAGCCCAGCAAGGAAGGUGUUAAGCAGGAUGAUGGGGUCCCCCUCAGCCCACCCUGGGCAAUCCAUCUGCUUACCUAUAUCCAGGCAGCCUUGGGCUGGGCUUUCCUCCUCCAGCCCCAGCCCUCUUCUCUGGUGUCUAAUCGUAUCCCAAACCCCCAUCCCAGUCUCUAUCCUGUGUCCUAUUCCAAUGAGCCUCUUGAAGCUAAUGGGUUUGCAGGAAUGCCUGGAUAUGUGUCCCUUCCAGGGACACUUGCAUGCAAUGGGAGCCCUGUUGACCCAUGAGAGAAUGGCUGUGACUGUGAGCUGGUAGGCCAAAUGACUGGCCAGCCCUUUCUGGUGCCUCUUAAGUUGAGUAUGACUCUGGUUCUAGAAACCAAGACCCACAGGCCUCUUCCUGGUGUGGGUGCACAGGUCCCUCCACUGAUGACUCCAGGGCCCGUGGUACUCAGCCCUCUGCUGCCCGCCUGGAGGCCUGGCAAGGAGCAACCCAGCCUUGGUGCUCCCACACUGCCGCUGCUCUCUGAGCAGCCUCCAUUCCACAGGGAUAGGAGAUAGGAAUCCUGGGUUCAGGUCCUGCUUCCACCCCCUCCUUGCUGUGGGAACCCAAGCAAGGUCCUUCUGUCUUCUGGGCCUCAGUUUCCACAUCCGUAUGAUGAGAAGGUUGACCAGAUGGUCCCAGCUUUUCCUUCAGCUCUGAUGUCCUGAGGGUCCACUCAUCCCAUGCCUAGCUCACCCCAGCCCACACCUUACCAGUGUGAUCUCCCUUUAUCCCAGGCCGUCUUGGCCCUAGGGUCACCCUGUCCUGUCGCCUGAAACAUACCCCAGUCCUUUAGCUUUGGGCUCUGGUGUCUGAGCUCAAGCCUCUGCCCCUGUUGUGGGAAAGGUGGGAACAGGUGAGCUCACCACUGGGCCCACCCAGCCACCCACAUUACCCAUGCAGGAAGCAGGACAUGCAUGCCAGCCCCUCCUGCUGCAUGGGGCUCCUCAGCCCACUGAAACCUGACCUUUCCAUGCCUGGCCCUGCCCUGUCUGAUACUCGACACUGCUUCCCUUCCUGUCAUGCAUGAAGGUGGUGUUUCUACUCUGUCUGGUCCUGUGCCCGUCUCUGAGACAGUCUCUGUGUGGAAUUUGCCUUAAAUUGAAGUAAAUCUGGUUCUUUUACUAAAGUCCCUUGUUUUCCUUUCUCCCAUGAAAAAUAGUACAGGCGUUGCUGUUUGACAGAGGCCAGGUUCUUUCUUUUCUUUCCAUUCUUUUGUUCGACAAGGAUUUAUUGAGCAACCACUCUGUGCCAGGCUCUGUGGCAGGCACUGGGAAUGCAGCAGUGACCAAAACACAGACCUGUCUCCACAUGGAGCUUACAACAAACACACAGAUAAGACAGGGAGAAACACAGUAAGCACAUAAACAAGUAGGUAAAUAAUAUAAUUUCAGGUAGCAAUAAGUGUUAGAAAGAGAGAGUGAUGAGGCGAUGUUUUAGAUGAGGUGGUCAGGGAGGGCCUUUCUGAGGAAGUGAUGUUGUUAAGUGUCAUCGAGUUGAAUCCAACUCAUAGCGAUCCCACGUGACAGAAUAUAACAUUCCCAUAGAGUUUUCUAGACUGUAAUCUUCACGGGAGCAGAAAGUCAGGUCUUUCUCCUGCAGAGCAGAGCCACUGGGUGGGUUCAAACCUCCAACUUUUUGGUUAGUAGCCAAGCACUUAAUGUUUGAGGUGAGCCCUAAGGAAAUGAGGGGAUGAGCCAUGCUGACAUCUGGGGGAAAAGCAUUCCAAGUAGAGGGGACAGCGAAUACAAAGGCCCUGAGGUGGGAGUGUGUGCUUGGUGUGUGUGAAGGACAGCAAGGAGGCCUAUGUGAUUGGAGUUGAGAAGAGGAGAGCGUAGGAGAUGGGGUCAGGGAGGUGAAGGGGCCAGAAUGUAUGGUAAGGACUUGGGUGAUGUCUUAGUCAUCCAGUGCUUCUAGAACAGAAAUACCACAAACGGGUGGCUUUAACAAACAGAAAUUUGUUUUCUCACAGUUCAAGAGGCUAGAAGUCCGAAUUUAGGGUGCUGGCCCUAGGGAAAGUCUUUCUCUCUCUGUCACCUCUGAAGGAAGGUCCUUUUCUCUUUGAUCUUCAGCUCCUGGGCAGUCUUCAUGUGGCUUGGCAUCUCUCUUCCCCACCUCUGCUCUGCUGGCUUGUUUAAUCUCUUUUAUAUCUCAAAAGAGCUGGACUCAAAAUACACUGUACGCUCAUCCUGCCUCAUUAACGUAACAAAGACAACCCAUUCCCAAAGAGGAUUAUAACCAUAGGCAUAGAGGUUAGGAUUUACAACACAUAUUUUUGGGGGACAUAAUUCAGUCUAUAACAGGGGCUCCAACAGGUGGUUACUCUGAGCAAAACAGGGGGCCAUUGAGGAGGUGAGAGAAGCGAGUAACACGAUGCGAUUUUUCUCUGAAGCAAGUGGAUCACUUCAUUUCACUUGAUCCUUGGUUCAUUCACCUCAACGAGUAUUUACUGAACACUAGUGCCAGGCUCUGCUCAAGUGCUGGAGACACUGACACACAGACAGGUGCCACUUCCUGCACUGGAACAAGGAACCCCUACAACUCUGGGGCACUGAAGCCAAGCCGGCGUUAGGGGCCAGGGUCUGUGGGCACCCAAAGCGGGCCUUCUGGCCCAGCCUGGGUAACUCACAGUCCUUGUGCCCAUGGUGAGCUACUGCUGCUCUGUGCAGUGGGGCCGUCACCCCUACCUGCAGGGUUAUAUGCAGCCACGUGGAGUGACACGUAGGUAUGUGCCCAUGGCCUGUGUGACAUGUGCACAGGACAAUAAACGCCAUUUUCCUCCUUGUCCCUCUUUGCAUCCCUGUGACCUUCAGGGGCCAGGAUCACAGGGAAAAGGGUCUGGGCAAGUUUGCUGUCAGAUUAGGCCUCCAGGCAGCCGGGCCCAUCCUGCACAUCACCAGGAAUUCGGUACUAAUUAGGCCAAAGUUCGGGAACUGUUUACUUCUUAUGAUUUUAUAGUAAAUUAGAGCUGAUUCACAGCUGUCCCUGUAAUUAGAUGCCCCUUUGACUUGCAUUCCUCUAUGCUUUCUGAGUGGGAAAGGGGUGGGGUCACAGUUCAGGAGGGAAGUUCCCAUAACCAGCAGCACGGUUUACCUCACCUUUGGCGCCUGUGGGAAAGUGUUGGGAGGAGAUGCCAGGCCAGCAGGGGCAUCAAGGCUCAGAGGCGCUGCCUCCAGGCAGCAGCACCUUUGCUGUGCCCGACGCUGUAGCUUCUCUCCUGUGUUCUUUCCCUGGCAUGGAUUCUAGGAAACUGCCUGCUGUGAGCCCCUCUGGGAGAGUCCAGUGGCCUUGAGGAUAUUCAAGGCUCUGACAAAUCUUGCAGCAAAGAUACUGGUUUGAUUUGGUUUAACCCAAUGUUUCCCAAGAUGAUUUUUUACCAUGGAGUCGUGUGUG
Molecule: messenger RNA, 5565 nt
Organism: Loxodonta africana (African savanna elephant)
Lineage: Eukaryota; Metazoa; Chordata; Mammalia; Proboscidea; Elephantidae
Gene: CPNE5
Product: copine 5
Exons: 21
Coding region: 89-1870 (593 amino acids)
Biological process (GO): cellular response to calcium ion
Cellular component (GO): plasma membrane
Molecular function (GO): calcium-dependent phospholipid binding
Source: RefSeq, a predicted model, not a curated record